UGCCACUUGAACGCAUCCAACUUAGGCACACGCUUCACAUCUCUCAUUCGCACAAGUGACAUCGCGAGCUCGUGUCCAUCCACACACCAUGCUUCUCGGAUCAUCAGCACAUCGCAAGCCUCGCCCACCCGGCCCUUGAUCAUGGCUGUCGAGCUUCACUGCCCUUUCUGUGGCUUCCAGUCGCAAGAUGGAGAAUAUGCCAUGCAACUCCAUAUCGAGGAGCACCACACCGAUGACUCUCCGUUUGUUGCUAUUCGCGACAAUCUCACUUCUCCCGCUGCUCAGGCAUCAGGACCUACAUCUCCCAGCGAGGAAUUGUUGAUCCCUGACGAAUGGACCAAGUGUACCCGCCCUGGCUGCGGUGAGUUCGUUCAUCUAAGCGGUGUAGAUGAGCAUCUGGGAAUGCAUGAGGCUAUAGCAGAGGUGGAACAAGACGACCAGCAAGGAGCGAAACACCAGAAGUCUGCAUCCUCGACCCGCAAACCAAGUACGCCAAAUGGCAUUGAUCGCAGUCCAGCGAAACGCGAAACGCCAAAGCAUCCAAGCAAACCGAAUGAUCGACCAACUCACACUCUCAUCCACUACUUCUCGGGAACAUCCACCGUCGGUCGACAAUCGACACCCGCCCAAAGGACGAUGCUUCGGGAACCCAGUCAUCCGGGGCGUCUCGGGAGGCGAGAGCUGGGACCUCAUGCCUAUGAAAAGGUCAUGCCAGCCGAAGUGCGCCGCCGUCUGCUCAAUUACGCCAUCCCCCAACAAGUAAAUCGCAUUGGUCGCGACGGCCGCCUACACCGCGAGACCUACAUUGCGAACGAAACCAGUGGUCUCGUCCACGCCCUUGCAGACCUUUCAUCAAUGGACCCAACCGUCGAAGUUGCAUAUUUUUGCGAUCCUGGCGUCCGACAUAUCGCAAAGUUGAACUGCGAAGGCAACUUCUGUGGCUACUGGAACAUACAGAUGCAGUUGUCGCUCGUCAUCGACAGCAGAACAUACGUCAACACAACGGGGUUUCAGAUUAUGCCCAACGUCCUCCAGAUUCAAGACACAAUCGAACAAGCGUGGAACAAUGGCAUCUGUCCGUAUGGUCGUGUUGAAACUGGCGGCGUACGCGGGACGAGGAAGUGGAUUGGAACGCACGAAGCGGUUGCUUGUCUUACGCAGCUCGGCAUGGCACUGGAGCCCUUCUCGUUCAAGGACGAGGGCGAUGGUGUCAGCUUUCACCCAGCAGGAGCGGCGUUGCUAGAUCACGUUGAGGCAUCUUUCCUGGGUAGUCUGAAGACGGAAGCCAACGAAGAGCGCCGCAAGGCUAGCGUGACGACUAUGCCGCCAAUGUACUUCCAGCGUUUCGGGCAUUCCACUACAAUCGUAGGACUGGAGAGGAAACGAGAUGGAUCACGGAACCUACUGGUCUUUGAUCCCUCCUUCGCCACAACGUCCACCAUGAAGCUGGUGCUGGAGGGAGGGAAGACUCGUGCGACUCCCGAAGCUCUGUUGAGACCCUACAGGCGGUCGGAGCAGAGUCUGAGCCAAUGGAAUGAGUUUGAGCUUAUACUGUAAGUAUCUGUCUGUGCAUCAUAUGCCAGUUGCUAAUUAUGCGCUAUGCCCAGGCCACAUCCACGACGAAAGGAUGAUGCAAAGACCAACGGUAGCUGAAGCCAAUGCCAUGAGCGCUUG
Neohortaea acidophila is the source of this 1674-nucleotide messenger RNA. RefSeq names its product peptidase family C78-domain-containing protein. The coding region runs from base 142 to 1557 and encodes 471 amino acids. The transcript has a single exon. The record is from RefSeq and is a predicted model, not a curated record. NCBI's taxonomy places the organism in Eukaryota, Fungi, Ascomycota, Dothideomycetes, Mycosphaerellales, Teratosphaeriaceae.